GAUAAUGUGAUUAUGACAGGUGGGAAAUAUGAUCAUAGCAUUAGAAGAGUGGUCCAUGGUCUGCGAGAGAAACCCAGUAAGGUGGAGAAGUUCCAGUCCCCUGAAACAAAAAAGAAGAAAAAAGGGAAAGGAAAACAUGAAGAAAAACAAAAGCAUGGACUCCACAGGAAAGAAUGUAUUGCUGCUGUUAAGAUUGAAAGUAAUGGUCAGAAGAAUUCAGUCGCUGCUACUGAGGAAAGUCAGAAUCAUUCUAUGAAUGAGAUGCGUUUUUGCAUUGGUACACUUGUAUGGGGUAAAAUAAAAGGUUUUCCAUGGUGGCCAGCAGUUGUAAUAUCACAUAUUGAAGUAGAGAAACCGCCACCACAGCUUAUAGAUCAGAGAUGGGUUAGAUGGUAUGGUGACCUCAAGCACUCACUGGUUUCUUUGGACAAGUUACAGCCAUUUCAUGAAUUCAAACCAUAUUAUAAUGAUGUUAUCUUUAAACAGCAGCAAAGUUAUCGCAAAGGUGUUUAUCAGGCAUUAACAAUGGCUGCUAAGAGAGCUGAAAGACCUGUAGUUACUCCUGAUAUUGCACCUACUAGUGAUGUAACACCACUAAAAACACCACGAGGCAUGCCUAUUGAAAUGGUGACAUUGUGUUUGGAUUUGGUAAACUGGGCCAUGGAAGGUUUUCUUCCUAAUGGUCCAGGUGCAAUUGUACCAUCUAAAGCUGAGAAGAUGCGGAAAGUUGUGCAUGGAAAAAAGACUUUGAGAGAUUAUUGCAUUGCUUGUGGUGAUGAUGAUGUCAUUACAGAACAUCCAUUAUUUGAAGGUGAAGUAUGUGAUGAAUGUCGGCAAAGUAUUUUGGAGACUGCAUUUCUCUAUGAUGAUGAUGGCUACCAGUCAUUCUGUUGCAUUUGCGGUGAAGGAAGAGAACUUGUGUUAUGUAGUAAUGAUGGUUGUUUUCAUUGUUACUGCUUGGACUGUUUGGAUUGUUUAGUUGGAAGAGGUGCCACAAGAAAGGUACGACACAAUGUUGAUAAUGGCUUAUUGAAAUGUAGAAAGGAUUGGAGUCAAAGACUGCAUCAGUUCUUCAGUUCUGAUGACAACAACAGUGAACAGUUUGAGAGUUUUCCAGUUUAUUGUCCAUUGCCGAUAGAAGAGAGAAAACCAAUGAGAGUCUUAUCAUUAUUUGAUGGCAUUGCUACAGGUGGGACAGGCUGUUUGUUCUUUGAUUUUUAUCGUGUGAUGAGAGAUUUGCAAGUUGAAAAUGCAAAUAGGCCGUUAUUCUGGAUGUUUGAGAAUGUAGCCUCCAUGAGAUACGAAGAUAAGAUUGAUAUAUCUAGAUUUUUGAAG
Saccoglossus kowalevskii is the source of this 1335-nucleotide messenger RNA. Its product is annotated as DNA (cytosine-5)-methyltransferase 3C-like. Gene Ontology annotation, cellular component: nucleus. The record is from RefSeq and is a predicted model, not a curated record. Lineage: Eukaryota; Metazoa; Hemichordata; Enteropneusta; Harrimaniidae. Gene Ontology annotation, molecular function: methyltransferase activity.